Messenger RNA from Pelodiscus sinensis (Chinese soft-shelled turtle), 309 nucleotides. NCBI's taxonomy places the organism in Eukaryota, Metazoa, Chordata, Testudines, Trionychidae. The record is from RefSeq and is a predicted model, not a curated record.
AAUGUUAAAUUUUCUUUUUCAGCACUUACAAAAUGUCUGUUAAGGAACUUCUCAUUCAAAAUGUUCACAAAGAGGAGCACAGUCAUGCCCACAACAAGAUCACUGUUGUUGGGGUUGGUGCAGUUGGCAUGGCUUGUGCAAUCAGCAUCCUGAUGAAGGAUUUGGCUGAUGAACUUGCCCUUGUUGAUGUCAUAGAGGACAAACUGAGGGGAGAGAUGCUGGAUCUUCAGCAUGGCAGUCUCUUCCUUAAAACACCAAAAAUUGUCUCUGGCAAAGGUUAGUGUGCUGUGACUUUUUUAAAUUUAAUAG